Messenger RNA from Seminavis robusta, 6123 nucleotides. Lineage: Eukaryota; Bacillariophyta; Bacillariophyceae; Naviculales; Naviculaceae. The record is from the annotation of a GenBank genome assembly.
AGGAGACGUUGCCAAAGAAGUCCACAGAAUUCUUAUUCUCUGCAACCAACCAAUCUUUCUCACUCUUUACUUUUUACUGCACAUUGCCAUCAUCCAUCAAACCCUUUUGCUGAUUUCAACACCUUCCUGUCUAUGAGGUUACUUGGCCUGAUUAUUAUUGUCCUUCUCCUCAGAAGCAGCACCAGCUUUAAUGUAUUAUCUCACAGCAAACAUAUUCACAGAGGGAUCAAUGGUCGGGUGAUUGGGAGGGUUCCAUCGGCACUGCGUUUGGCCAAUGAAACCGAAGUACCGGUACUGCCAUCAUCCUCACCCGACACUGGAGAAGUAGGAGAAGCAAGGGAUGACGAAGAGGAAUUUGAACGUGUCAUCAAAGACUCGAAAUUCCUGGAACGCAACAAACACUGGGUCGUUCUCAUUGACGAUGAAGAGGCUAUUCGGCUGGCCGUGGGUGACUUCUUGUACGACCAGGGAUACCAGAUAACGGCAUGUGCGGAUGCGGAUGCCUUUUUGGAUGUCUGCUUUCCCAAUGAUGGUGAUGACGGACCAGAAACACUGAUCCCUCCAGUUCCAGAUGCGAUUGUCAGUGAUGUCCGAAUGCCGGGCAGCAAGGAUGGCUUGGAAUUGCUCGGCCUGAUUCGAGCCGAUGAACGCCUUAGCCGUGUUCCUGUCAUUUUGUUGACGGCCAAGGGCAUGACAGCAGACCGAGUGGCGGGAUACCGAGCAGGGGCCAAUGUCUAUCUACCCAAACCCUUUGAUCCUGCUGAACUACUCAGUAUACUCGACAAUUCCAUUCAACGAAGAAAGCAAAUGGCCAGCAACCAAAAGGGAGGUCUCAUUGACCUCAAGCAGGAAAUGUCCAGUAUCAAGGAAAUUAUGAAACGAAACGGGGAACGAGUUGUACAAAAGACAAAUGUCUACUUGACACCGGUAGAACGAGAAGUUCUGGAUUUGCUAUGCAGAGGUUACAACAACAAGGAAAUUGCAGAAGAACGAGGGGUGAAUGUUAUUGGAGUCAAUAGAACCAUUCAAAAACUUUACAAAGUUAGCGAAACGCAAACCAGGACGGAACUCGUGCGGUGGGCACUCAAAACCGGAUACAUAUCCAAGAGAUGAUGUCAUCAUGUAUGGCAAGUGGGUGGACAGUCGGUCGAGCGACAGCAAUUGUACAAAUCACAGAGCAGAGAGGAUAAAUAACAUCCCCGAUACCUGUAUAAACUGGAGAUAGGCUCAAACCUUUUCAUGUGGUUUUGCUAGGCAACGGUUUAAUCUCGGACAGAAAAAUGGUUGGCGAACCUCUUGGCGAUGAGCACAUCUUUUCUUUCUGUAAAGGAAAACUAUGAGCAUGACUUGGCCAGCAGCAACGCGCCUACUACUGAUAGAAAUAAUCGCAUUGUCUGUAUCUUCUUUAUGACUUGUUUUAUGAAGGCAGGGGUUGUUUCUCUAAUUGUAACCCUUGCUCCUGUCUACUUGCUUGUAUCUGAUGAUGGGUCUUUUAUGCGGUCUCUUCGCCAAAGCGCUUCACCUAACUUGUUUGUCUGUCUGUUUCACUCGACUGUCACUCUGCUCAACCAUUGGUACGGUUGCGGUGCGGUUCUGUAACCUUCAAACUGGCUGCUUGUUUGCUUCCGUCACUGGUCUGUCUUCUUUGCUUGCUUUCUGUCUGUCUCUUACCCCACAAUUCUCAUGAUGAGUUGUCGUACAUACCAAUCAGGCUGUCGUCCUUUCUUGACCGGUGGAUCAUCGUGUCGAUAUCCCUGUUCGUAUUCUUCUACAGUCCAUCCGCAUUCCUUGAGUGCAUCUCUAUGAUGUUCAUCAUCAAUAUGAUGAAUGGUCCGAUACUUGAUGAGUUCCUUUUUGCGUUCGUUCAUGUUGACUUCGUCGUGCGUGAGUACAUUCUUCAAAAUGGCCUUGUAUCGGUGCUCAGUUUGUUCGUGUCGUCGAUGGGUCCAUUCUUCGGCAUCCUGAACGAGUCCAUUGAACAACAUGAUUCGUUGUGCCUUGAGUUUUCGGACAAUAUCCCAGGACAGUACGGCCUUUAAUGCUCGACGCAAUUGUGGGCUUCGAUGGAGCAUAUCGACCAAUUCUGUGCGUUCCCAUGUCAAGAGUCGGGCAUCACUUUCUGCCACAAUGCGGCAACAGGAUUCGAUGCUAUCGGGCAACAUUAAUCCGGCAUGGAGGCCACUUUCCGAGACAAACAUGCCUUCCUCCAGUUUGUACGUGAGCUGUUCGUCUCGUUCGACUCUCAAUCCUCCCGAUAAUACGACCCGUACGUACUUGUUGGGUUGAUCCUGUUCUAUAACGACCACUCCCUUGGUGAAUGUUUCGACGGUUCCCAGUCGAGCGAGUUUGGCAAAUUCGACGGGGUCCAUGAGUGGAAAGAAUUUGUCGCGGGUUUGGUGCAAUUCCUGGCUGAUUUGUUCGGCGAGGUAUCGGUCCCAGAAUAUCUUUCCAAUGCGAUAGGAAUUAAUGGCAAUGAAUAGCAAAUUCCAUUUGAAUGGCAACCAUAGGACUCGUCCGUGUGGAUGAAAGUAUGUAAAGAACAGCAUGGAUGUGGAUCCAGCCACGGCAAUGAUACGUAGCAUUAAAAAGUCAUCGACAGAGUAGGAAAUGGCGACCAGAAUGAAAGAGGCAUGACCAAAGCAUUCGGAUAAUGUGAUGGAGUAGUGUCGAGGAGAUACCCAGCGAGGCACGGGGACGGUCCGUGGGUGUCCCAAGACAUCACUCAGCCAUUUGGGGAAAUCUCGGCCAGGGUUGUUGUUGCUGUGUUGGGCGGUGGAUUGUAGUUUGGUGGCAUGGUACGACUUGCCGUUGCUUGCCAGUGUGGCAUUGCGUCGUCGUGUGGCUAGUGGAGUCCUUCGACUAUGAUUGCUGCUGUUGUUGUUGUUGUAGGGUGCACUGGAUCGACUGGUCGCAUCGCGUGAUCGUCCUCGCAUUGUCCCCAUUCGGCCACUGGUCAGUCUUUGUGACUGUUGCUGUGGUUUGUGGGGAGACUUGACCAAUGUCGAUAUAGAUUGUUGUUGGACUGCCUGGACUCGUCGUGUUACACACGAGCUGCAUCCUCGAAGGGCCGUUGAUUGCAUCAUCAUUCUAUCGAUAGCAAUUGAUAAAUCGUACACAAAUAAAUUCACUCCCUGAUGGCCUUCAGGUGGGGUAGCUGAUUAUCUGGGUAUAUUCAAGCAGAAAGUUAAUGAGAAGGCAUCAUUAGUCAAUUAGUCAAGGCCUGCAAUCCAGUGGGGCCAUCAACAAGGACAAAUAAAUGCCACCAUCGAUGGAAUCUACAGUAGUAUCUCACCUGAUCGAUUUUCGACACUUUCCGACUCCGACUUGACACGAUGAUCGGGUCACACAAAACGACAAAAGGCUUCGCUCUCUGGCUGGGUGCACUUUCAACAGUGAAAAUCCAACAAAUCUAAUACUUGGAUGGAUGGAUGGAUGGAUCAAAAGAGCUCUUGCGGCACCGUACCAAUGGUUUGCCGAUCUUUGGAAUGAUGAGUAUGAUGUAUCUCUGUCGCAAGAAAUAAAUUGGCCAGAGGAAUUCAGACGACGAUGGAUUGGAAUGUUGUGAGGGAUAGUUCUGCCUCCGGCCAGCAAUGACUUCUGCUUCCAGCAGCUGGUCCGGAAGCUGUGACUCACUCACUCAGACACACGCACGAUGACUGAACCACAAGCAAAAAAGAAAAAAGCUACACUUACACGUACUUGUCCUGCUUUGUUCUUUCUCUUGUUCAUCCAUCACACCAUGGGCAAUUACUCUUGCUGUUGAAGGAAUUCUGGCUUUCCGUCAUUACCAUGCAACGAUGAGCUGGUUACAGUCGUUCAGCAAGCUGAUGGUGCUGUAGGCUAUCUAGAGUCAGGUAACAGUAGCUGGCACAGUAUGUUGGCAAGAAGCUUGGUUUCCAGCUACCUGGGUACCACGAUCUCCUUUGACAGCUCCCGUUACAUGCAAUCCAAAGGAUGGCCUACUGUAGUUACAAACAUGCCUCGCCCCAAUGAGGGAGGGUAUGGGGACCUAGAUUGCACAUGAGACAAUUACCACUACUUGGUCAUACCUGAGUAGCACUAUCCCAUUGGGAGCUUCCUCAGCGGCCGGCAACCAUUGUUUUUCCCUGGACCUAGCUAGCACUAGUUUUUCUUUUCUAGGUAUUGUGCCUGGCUCCUCCCUCCCCAAUAGCACUCCACGCAUAGAGAUUGGGAUCGGUAGUCGACAAGAAAUAAUCCAGGCAAUCCACUCGGUCUCGUACAGAUAUCAGAGCUUCCACCCAUUGUUGCAAUGAGAAACUAGAGGCCUCCUUUUCAGUCUCAUCCAUCCUCAAGCAGUCUCUCUCGGCUUGAUUCAAACGAGGACCAUACUGGAGAUCGUUCAGAAUAUCUUCCUCCACUGGAAACUCUUCGAAACUAUAUGCCUCACCAUCUUGAUCCUCACAAAAAUGGUAUCCCCCACGAAAUUGGACCACUUGUAGAUUGGGGUUGCUACGGAUAGCACUCCAGACGGGCUCCCAAAACACCUGUGGGUUGCACGUUACAAACUGCGCAAUGGAAACUUUCUUGAGUUUUGACAAACAAUGCAAGGAGUCUCCCAAGCAUUGCCCAUUAGUAUCGUCCAUCACUGAAUGAUAUUCGAAACCGUCUUCAUCCAUCUCCCAGUCGGCAUUUCCCAUUAAUAUCAGCUCUUGCAAUUGUGGAAAGGAACGACCGAUUUGACGAAACAUGCCUGGAAGAUUGCCACCAAUGACAUUCAUGGUCAAAUGGGUCAAACUAUUGGGAGCCAAGUGUCGAAAGAGUGCUACACAUUGAGCGUCGCUGAGAUUGUGUGGUUGCUCCACUUCCAGCCUUGUCACAUGAGGCAGACAUUGCUGAAUCGCUUGACAGAACUCACGCCAUGUGCUGGUUUCAUUGAGUGCUUUCCAAGUGUUGGGUUGUUCGCAAGUCACGUGCAAACGGGAUAUUGGCGGAUGAACAAUGGAGAGUAGUUGGGAUUGCACUUGAGACACGGUCAAUGGCUCCUCAUCAGCAGUAUCAUGGCCUUCCUGCGCAUCAUCCCAAAAAGAAUCGUCGUAGAGGUAGACUGUGUCUUCCGAAUCCUCGUAGCGGAAGUAGAAAACUGCUGGCGAGUCGCUGUCGCUGUUUCCGUGGCCAUCGUGUGUCGGAACAUCGGCACUCUCCUCUCCAUCUCCAUUCCCUCCAAGCAUCCUUGUGCCCUGUGCGCUGGCUAUAAUCAGAUAGCUAUAGGUUGCGGCAGGUGGGGAGAACCUUCUCUCUUACCUCCGUCCUCUGCAAUGCCAGCUGCCGCCAAAAGCCAAAGGUAUCUUUCGCGUCAAGCCAACGGGCUGCUUGAAAGUUGUAGGGGCGAGGAGGCCUCUGCACUUCCUUGUCAAUUCGAUUCAAUGGACAAAAAACUAAACAUGUUAUCCAACCUUGUCAAAACCGGAGGCAAGUUAACCAACCAAACUGAACAUCAAUUACAACAUGGUCAACACUGGCAACAUAAGAGCUUUCCCUCGUGCUGUCAACGGCAAUGAGGAAAAUGUAUCAAAGAAAGCUCACAGAACUUCAGCUACUGCAUCAAUCCAGCCAGUAAAGGAAAAGAGUAUGGAGGACACCCAGGAGAUAGCCAGGAAUUGUGUCAAGUCGGCUACAGCAGAAUGUUUACACAAGUUUUGGCAGGCCUUCUUGUAACUCACUCACAUCUCAGAGAUGUACCAUUGCUGCCUUUUCUGUUCUUAACACCAUGCUAUGAGCUGUACUACAAGGGUUUAUGGCACCCGGUCUUUGUCAAGAAAGUCCUCUCUUCCAAAAGUAAAGUGCACUCGAUUGUAGCCAAGCUGCCAGAUAGGAUCCAAAUCCGGAACAUGGAAUCCUGUGUUGCAUUCUGAUGUUCCCUGACAACACACAGCGCAGCAUUCAGAAGAAGCCAAGUCGCAGACAUCACAUGAUGCCACAAUCACAGGCUUGUCCUCAAAGUCUGGAUUGGAACAGAACAGCACGUCAAGGUCACCUUGAAUAAGCUCAUUGGCGUCUAAAUACAAUAGUCCUGGUGAACAAGCAAGCAAAAUGAGUGAGUGGGCAGGUUGUGGAGCAAACCCAUUAAUGCAAUAGCUAUGAUCAACUGAAACUUACUCAGAC